This is a messenger RNA of Onychostoma macrolepis, 768 nucleotides long. Its product is annotated as SLAM family member 5-like. The coding region runs from base 1 to 768 and encodes 255 amino acids. The transcript is spliced from 4 exons. NCBI's taxonomy places the organism in Eukaryota, Metazoa, Chordata, Actinopteri, Cypriniformes, Cyprinidae. The record is from RefSeq and is a predicted model, not a curated record.
AUGGGUGUGUUUGGUGGUGAUGCAGUGAAGUCAGAGUCAGUGACGGAGGGAGAGUCGGUUACUCUAGAAAUUGAUGAUACUACAGAUAAUGAGACACGGUGGAGAUUUGGACACAAGCACAUUCUCAUAGCUCUAAUCAACAGAGAAAAUGGAAAGAGAAACGUUCAUGAUGAUGCUCUUGAUGGGAGAUUCAGAGGCAGACUGCAGCUGGAUCAGACUGGAUCUCUGACCAUCACAGACACCAGAACCACAGACUCUGGACUUUAUGCAGUAAUCGGCAGCAGAACACAGAUGCCACUCAACACAUUCAAUCUUACUGUCUAUGCUCGUCUGCCUGUCCCUGUCAUCAACACAGACUGUUCCGUUGUCAGACUGUUAUUCAGACUGAAUUGUUCAUUGGUGUGUUCAGCUGUGAAUAUGAGUGAUGUGAGUCUCUCCUGGUACAAAGGAAACAGUUUAUUGUCCAGCAUCAGUGUGUCUGAUCUCAGCAUCAGUCUCUCUCUACCUCUGGAGGUGGAAUAUCAAGAUAACAACACCUACAGCUGUGUGAUCAACAAUCCCAUCAGCAACCAGACCACACAUCUGGACAUCAAUCAACUCUGCAAGACAAGUUCAGACCAUAUCUGCUCUUGUGGUGUUACUGAAGCUGUGAUCCGAUUGGCUCUCUCUGCUCUGGUGGGCGUGGCUGCUGUGGCUGUUCUUGUUUAUGACAUCAGAUCCAGUACUCUUCAACAGAAGAGAGAGCAGACGUCACCAAGCUCUGAUUAA